Molecule: messenger RNA, 1065 nt
Organism: Cajanus cajan (pigeon pea)
Lineage: Eukaryota; Viridiplantae; Streptophyta; Magnoliopsida; Fabales; Fabaceae
Source: RefSeq, a predicted model, not a curated record
GGAGUUUCUUCUUAUCCAGCAAAUAGUGAUAGUUGUUGUUCAACUCAGCUUAUCGAUGGGGAUGGUACAUUCAAUGUUUCUGGGAUUGAAAAAUUCAUGAAGGAGGUGAAAUUGGCUGAAUGCGGGCUUUCAUACGCUGUAGUUUCUAUAAUGGGUCCUCAAAGUAGUGGCAAGAGCACGCUAUUAAAUAAUUUGUUUGGCACCAACUUCAGAGAGAUGGAUGCUUUUAAGGGAAGGUCUCAAACAACCAAAGGAAUCUGGAUGGCUAGAUGUAAUGGCAUAGAGCCUUGUACACUUGUGAUGGAUUUAGAGGGUACAGAUGGAAGAGAACGUGGCGAGGAUGACACUGCUUUUGAAAAGCAGAGUGCUCUAUUUGCUCUUGCUGUCUCGGAUAUAGUGCUAAUAAACAUGUGGUGCCAUGACAUUGGCCGUGAGCAAGCUGCAAAUAAGCCACUUUUGAAAACUGUCUUUCAGGUCAUGAUGAGAUUGUUUAGUCCACGAAAAACAACAUUGUUGUUUGUCAUACGUGAUAAAACAAGGACACCACUUGAAAAUUUAGAACCUGUUUUGCGAGAAGAUAUUCAGAAGAUAUGGGACUCUGUUCCUAAACCUCAGGCCCACAAGGAAACCCCACUAAGUGAAUUUUUCAACGUUGAAGUUGUUGCUCUUUCUAGUUUUGAAGAAAAGGAAGAGCAAUUUAGAGAGCAGGUUGCUAGCUUGCGACAACGAUUCCAUCAUUCUAUUGCUCCUGGUGGGCUUGCAGGGGAUCGGCGUGGAGUAGUUCCUGCUUCUGGCUUUUCUUUUAGCUCUGAGCAAAUAUGGAAAGUCAUUAAGGAGAACAAAGAUCUCGACCUUCCUGCACAUAAGGUUAUGGUUGCUACUGUACGUUGUGAAGAAAUUGCCAAUGAGAAAUAUGCCUCUUUUGUUGCAAAUGAGGAUUGGUGUCAAUUGGAAGAGGCUGUGCAAUCUGGCCCUAUUCCUGGAUUUGGGAAAAAGCUCAAUUCACUCCUUGAUACUUAUUUAUCGGAGUGAGUAUAGUUCAAUUUAUGUAGCAUCUGUAUUUGC